AUGCAGAUUCUUACUGAGCACGGUAUCUUCAACUGGUACCGUCACAGGAUUGGGAAAGAGACGCACACCAGUUGUUGGGAUUGCGAAGCCGUCGUGGACGAUGCCGAGCACGUGCUGUUCUGGUGCCCUAGAUGGACAGGGGAGCGCGCGGAGUUGGAGGCCGAGAUAGGAGAAGAAUGUAGGAUAGAGAACCGGAUCGUGGAGAAGCUGGCCGCCGAGGAGCGGCUAUGGCUCAAAUUUAGCAAUAUGUGCACCAAGGUCAUGACGAAUCCGCUUAAGAAGGAGAGGGAGGUGGAGGCUCUGCGGAGAAGAGAAAGCAGGAGGAGAGUAUAG
Messenger RNA from Bombus impatiens (common eastern bumble bee), 333 nucleotides. RefSeq lists its product as uncharacterized. Lineage: Eukaryota; Metazoa; Arthropoda; Insecta; Hymenoptera; Apidae. The transcript has a single exon. The record is from RefSeq and is a predicted model, not a curated record. The coding region runs from base 1 to 333 and encodes 110 amino acids.